UUUGUAAAUUAGACAACAUAUGAUGACAUGACAUAGAUUAAGGGCAGGGUUUUGUUGUUUUCACGUGAUUUCUGACCUAUACGCUCAGACAGCUGCUCCUCCUCUUGUAUGAAAUGGCAUUGGCAUCCCAAGAGAGGAAAAUCACUUGAUCUCCAACAAUGCCGAUUCAUCCGCACUUAUUACUCUUGCUACUACUGCUGCUUGCGUCCUCAAACGCCCACUGCUCCAAACUCCCCACCUUAGUUUUCACCGACGCAACCGCUCUCCUCGCCUUCAAACUAAAAGCCGACGUCAACGACCACCUUCACUUCUCCCCCCUCACGCGCGGCCUCCGCUUCUGCGCGUGGCAAGGCGUGGAAUGCAACGGCCCCAAAGUGGUCCGUCUCGUUCUCCAAAACUUAGAUCUCGGAGGCGCGUGGGCUCCCAACACACUCUCGCGUCUCGACCAGCUCCGCGUCCUCAGCUUGCAGAACAACUCACUCACCGGACCCUUACCUGACCUCACCGGUCUCUUCAAUCUCAAAAGCCUCUUCCUCGAUAACAACUACUUCACCGGUUCUCUCCCUCCCUCACUCUUCUCUCUCCACCGUCUCCGAAACUUGGAUUUCUCCCACAACAACUUCUCCGGACCUAUCUCCGCCGCGUUCACCUCCCUAGACCGCCUCCACAGCCUCCGUUUAAGCUUCAACUCUUUUAACGGUUCAAUCCCUCCGUUUAACCAGUCCUCCCUAAAAGUCUUCGAAGUCUCCGGCAACAACCUCUCCGGCGCGGUUCCAGUGACUCCGACCCUGUUCCGUUUUCCGCCUUCCUCCUUCGCCUUCAACCCUAGCCUCUGCGGCGAAAUCAUCCGCGUGCAAUGCCGUCCCGCACAGCCUUUCUUCGGACCCGCGGCGCCGCCCACGGCGGCGCUCGGCCAGAGCGCGCAGGUGCACGGCGUCAACGGCAUAAUCCGGCAGCCGUACGAGAAGAAGCGCCACGACCGGAGGGCGCUGAUUAUUGGCUUCUCGGCCGGAAUAUUCGUUCUGGUUUGCUCGCUGGUGUGCUUCGCGGCGGCGGUGAGGAAGCAGAGGAGCCGGAGCAAGAAGGACGGGAGGUCGGGGAUUAUGGCGGCGGAUGAGGCGGCGACGGCGGAGGCUGCGGCGGUGAUGCGGAUGGAGAUGGAGAGGGAGCUGGAGGAGAAAGUAAAGAGAGCGGAGGUGGCGAAGAGUGGGAGUUUAGUAUUCUGUGCGGGUGAGGCGCAGGUGUAUACGCUGGACCAGCUCAUGAAGGGUUCAGCUGAACUUUUAGGGAGAGGGUGUUUGGGAACCACUUAUAAGGCGGUUCUUGAUAGCCGUCUGAUGGUGACGGUGAAGCGCCUUGAUGCGGGGAAAAUGGCUUCGCAUGCAACUAAGGAAGUGUUCGAGCGACACAUGGAAUCCGUUGGUGGCCUUCGACACCCCAAUUUGGUUCCUCUUAGGGCUUAUUUCCAGGCCAAGCACGAGAGGCUCAUAAUCUACGACUUUCAGCCCAAUGGCAGCCUCUUCUCCCUCAUACACGGUUCGAGAUCAAGCAGGGCAAGGCCAUUGCAUUGGACAUCGUGCUUAAAAAUAGCAGAGGACGUAGCACAAGGUCUGGCCUUCAUCCACCAGGCAUGGAGACUGGUCCAUGGCAAUCUCAAGUCCUCCAAUGUUCUCCUUGGACCAGAUUUUGAGGCAUGCAUUACAGAUUACUGCCUUUCUGUGUUGACACACCCAUCCAUAUUUGAUGAAGAUGGGGAUUCAGCAGCAUACAGAGCUCCGGAGACUCGCAACCCCAAUCAUCACCCAACCCACAAAUCCGAUGUUUAUGCGUAUGGGAUUUUGUUGCUUGAGCUUCUGACGGGGAAAUUUCCCUCCGAGCUCCCAUUCAUGGUUCCUGGUGACAUGUCAAGUUGGGUGAGGUCCAUCAGGGAUGACAAUGGGAGCGAAGAUAACCAAAUGGACAUGCUUCUUCAGGUGGCUACAACUUGUAGCUUGACCUCACCGGAGCAGAGGCCAACUAUGUGGCAGGUCUUGAAGAUGUUGCAGGAAAUCAAAGAGAUUGUACUAUUGGAGGAUAGUAGUGAAUUGGACAUACGCAGUAGUAAUGCCAUGCCUUAGUCUUAUUUUAUUUUUCUUAAUUUUUUUUUUCGGUUUAAUUAUGUGAUAAACGGUGGAUAGAAGGACAGAAGAGUAGUAUAUUAACCGGGUAAAAAAAUUAAGAAAGAAAUCCAUAAAUUAUACUUUGUUGUAUUCCUUAAAUAGAAUUUACCAUCUUGGUAUUAACUUUGUAGGUUUGGGAGAGCGCAUAACGUCCCUUUUUUGGGCUUUGUAUAUCGCUGCUUGGGUUGGGAAGUUUAAAGAAAAUAUUGUCAUUCUUGGUUGUUUAAACUUUAUUCAGCUUUUGUUGUUUA
Molecule: messenger RNA, 2410 nt
Organism: Glycine soja
Lineage: Eukaryota; Viridiplantae; Streptophyta; Magnoliopsida; Fabales; Fabaceae
Product: probable inactive receptor kinase At5g67200
Exons: 2
Coding region: 159-2117 (652 amino acids)
Biological process (GO): protein phosphorylation
Molecular function (GO): protein binding; protein kinase activity; ATP binding
Source: RefSeq, a predicted model, not a curated record